Penicillium bovifimosum is the source of this 414-nucleotide messenger RNA. Its product is annotated as thioredoxin family protein. The transcript has 3 exons. The coding region runs from base 1 to 414 and encodes 137 amino acids. Lineage: Eukaryota; Fungi; Ascomycota; Eurotiomycetes; Eurotiales; Aspergillaceae. The record is from RefSeq and is a predicted model, not a curated record.
AUGGAGCUCAAGACUGUCCUUAUUCUCGCUGCAAUCUACAUAGCUGUCCGCAUCUUCCUCAAGUCCCGCACCUCAAGCCCCGCAGCCACGAUGUCUCACGGAAAGGUCACUGAGAUCGACAACCAAGUCAUCUUCAAAGCCCUCGUCUCCUCCGGCCCCGUCGUCGUAGAUUUCUUCGCAACCUGGUGCGGACCCUGCAAGGCCGUCGCCCCCGUCGUCGGCAAGCUCAGCGAGCAGUACGAGAACGUCCGUUUCCUCCAGGUGGAUGUCGAUAAGCUGCAGGUUGUCGCGCGGGAGCUGGGUGUGAAUGCUAUGCCUACGUUCGUGGUGUUCAAGGACGGCAAGGAGGUGAGCCGUGUUGUUGGCGGUGAUAUGAAGAAGCUUGACGCUCAGAUCAAGGCGAUUACGGCAUAG